UAUUAUAUUAUAUUAAUUUUAUCUUUGUCGUGUCUGUCGUUUAUCUCAUGAAUAUGUUUAAGUGUUAUUCAAUAAUAAUAUAUAUUUUUUAUUGUCAAUAAAGUCGAAAAAAAAAUCCGUUUAUCGAUCUUCGCGUUUUGGUGAUUUUCCUCUGGUAAUCUAUUCACACAUUAUUAGUUGUCACAAAACUGCAUAAUUCGGUUACAAAAUAAUUAAAUGAUAUGUGAUUAUAAGUUAUAAUAAUUGUAAUAAUAUGUGACGAUGAGUGUCCGCGGUGUUUGACGGAUACGCGAUCUACGUGAGGAUUUACGCUCUUAAAUUAUGACCGUUUCGUACUCGCGUCUCGUAGCCAACGGAAGUAGUUUUGGAUGUUUUGGCAGUAUACUUUGCAAAUGGCGAGGAAGCGUCUACAAGCUUGUAUGGAGGGAAUUAGCAGCCUAUUUAGUGGUUUAUUUUGCCAUAAAUUUAGCAUACAGGUUUGCAUUCACCGAAGCCCAGCAAAAACUGUUCAUAAAAAUCCGGUGUUACUUGGCCGGUCAUUCCGCGAGUGUCCCGUUGACGUUUGCUAUGAGCUUCUAUGUCGGUUUGGUGGUAAAACGAUGGUGGGAACAGUAUAGGUUAUUACCUUGGCCCGAUACGUUAGCCCUUUUUGCAAGCGCGGCGAUACCGGGGACAACAGACGAAAGAGGGCGGCUAAUGAGGAGGAACAUAGUAAGGUACGCGGUACUGGCAUAUGUUAUCACUUUGAAGCAAGUGAGCAUAAGGGUGAAAAAACGAUUUCCCACAUUACAACACAUCGUCGACGCCGGUUUGAUGAUGGAUAGCGAGAAGGAGAUACUGGAAGCAGUGGAAGCGAAGACUGCGAUGACCAAUUAUUGGAUCCCGUUGACUUGGGCCACCAACAUCAUAAAUCGAGCCAGAAGAGAGAAACUGAUAUCCAACGAUCACAUGGUACAGACAAUACUGUUGGAGAUGUCCGACAUGAGGUACAGACUGGGAUCGCUGAUUGGUUACGAUAAUGUCAACAUUCCCAUUCUCUACUCACAGGUGGUGACGUUGUCGUUGUACGCUUAUUUCGGCGCUCAGCUUAUCGGAGCUCAGAUGGUAGAGCCUCCGGCAGAUUGGGGAUUCAAAGAUUUUAAAGAGUUCGACCUAUACGUACCGAUCCUGACGAUUAUCGAGUUUUGUUUCUUCGUCGGAUGGCUGAAAGUGGCGGAAGUUCUCAUUGGACCUUUCGGCGAAGACGACGACGACAUAGAGCUCAACUGGUUGAUCGACCGCCACAUAAAGGCGGCUUAUAUGAUCGUAGACGAAAUGCACGAAGAACACCCGGAACUACUGAAAGACCAGUACUGGGACGAGGUAGUGCCCAAAGACUUGCCGUACACAGUGGCAUCGGAACACUACAGGCGCGAGGAGCCCAAGGGGUCGGCUGAGUGCUAUAAGGUCAAGGAGUCGGAUUCGUUGUAUGCGAACAUGGCACCAAUGCAUCACAUGCACAGGAAGACCGCGGUGCCCGAGGACGUGUACGCAGACUACGAGAGCGUUGACACGCCAAUGGCUGAACGCCGUAAAAAUUGGUUCCAGAGGCAAAUACAUCGAGUGGGAUCGAUUAGAUCGUCAUCGACAACUUAUUCGUCUGGUGGUCUAUUCAAUCGAACCAGGCACAAUUCAGUGUAUUCGAGCCCGGAAAAUGGCUUACCCGUGUCAGCAGGCAUAAACGGUCACGGCCACAUCAACGGCAUUAACGGGAGCACACCACAUUUGCAAAAGAUAACGCUGUACGACCGACUGUGGGGUAGGAAAUCUAUGAAAAGUCGACGAGGUAGUACUCAAGGUUCGAACAAGAUUAAUGGACAAAUGAAUGCCAGAGGAAGGCCUAGAAUUCCGACGCCGGAUGUGCAAAAGGACGGUGCUGUCGAUAAGGACAACAAACAGAAUAUGUCCGUCAACGGUUCUACUCAGUCAGGAACAUAUCCGUCAGAUUUGCCCGCAGUCGUACAGGUGGUGUUAUCGCCAAUCCAAGAAAUGGACCCCAACCUGUCGGGCACGUUGCACAACCAGCGCCGAGUGGCCGGCAGCAUGGGCGUUUGCCAGGGCGUGCUGAACCCGGCAUUCACCGGCACCGCCGUGUACACUACCAUGUCGGUCAGCCCGAUCGCCAUGUCCACGGUGUCCAUGAGUCGGCCACUGCUGUCGUCGCUCGGCAUCACCGCGGCGUCGGCGACGGGCGGCGCGACCACGCCACCCGCGCAGCCGUUGCUCAUCACAGACGUCACCGCGGCCACGGUGGCCGCUGCGCACCACUCGGACAAGGACGACAGCGCGUGCGGCGGCAGUUCCAGCGGCAGCGUGUCCAGUACGGACGACCGGAAGACGCCGGCGGCCAACAGGCGCAAGAGGGGCGAGGUGUACGUGUAGAUCGGCCGUUCCGUUUUUCCAGUUUCUUCCGUUAAUCAUAAUCAUUUAGUUAAUAAUAAUAAUAUUAUAAU
Messenger RNA from Rhopalosiphum maidis (corn leaf aphid), 2492 nucleotides. It is a transcript of the gene Best2, whose product is annotated as bestrophin-4. Lineage: Eukaryota; Metazoa; Arthropoda; Insecta; Hemiptera; Aphididae. The record is from RefSeq and is a predicted model, not a curated record. The coding region runs from base 322 to 2421 and encodes 699 amino acids. Gene Ontology annotation, molecular function: chloride channel activity. The transcript has 11 exons.